UCCGCCAUGUUUGUCCUCCUUGUGAGUAACUUGGCGUUCGCUCUCAGCAGUUUCCACACGUUUCCUAUAUAUGCAGAGAGAGUGUUCAGAUUUCUAUUAAGGACACCUCUGGCUGCUCUUUUGCAAGCACAGAACUCAAACGCCCUCUCCCUCCCCUCCAAACUUUUUUUUUUAUAUCAUUUUUGAGUUUGAUCAUCUGAGAAAGAAGAGCAAGUAUAACGGAAGAGGAAGGUUGGAAACAUACCUAGAAAUAGAUCGGGUGGGGGGGUGGACGGCACGACUAGAACAGAAAUAAUUCCAGCAAGAUGGACAUGAAAAAAAGAAUUCACCUGGAGCUGAGGAACAGGACGCCCUCUGAUGUACGAGAAUUGGUUCUGGAUAACUGCCGGGCGCAUGAAGGCAAAAUAGAGGGUCUUACAGCAGAGUUUGUGAAUCUAGAAUUCCUCAGCUUAAUAAAUGUCUUAUUGAUGUCAGUCUCAAAUCUUCCAAAGCUCCCCAAAUUAAAAAAGAAUAACCCCCGGCGUCCUUAUUACUGAAGGUUCAGUGCAAGCUGCCUCUUAAUGAACUGUGAUCUCUGCAAAAAUCUCACCACCUUCCUGUUACUUAUGAUACUGGAAAAAGCACCUUUAUGGCUCAUAGUAUGUAAGGACUCCUGUCUGCUGCCAACAUUAGUUGGAACCCAUAGCAAACACAUGUACCUUUUGCAUUCCUUCACAAUUAGCUGUCCCAGAAAGACUACUUAAUAAACCUUUUUAGUUCAAAAA
This is a messenger RNA of Xenopus laevis (African clawed frog), 764 nucleotides long. RefSeq names its product acidic leucine-rich nuclear phosphoprotein 32 family member B-like. Lineage: Eukaryota; Metazoa; Chordata; Amphibia; Anura; Pipidae. The coding region runs from base 306 to 536 and encodes 76 amino acids. The record is from RefSeq and is a predicted model, not a curated record. The transcript is spliced from 3 exons.